Messenger RNA from Phoenix dactylifera (date palm), 4696 nucleotides. RefSeq lists its product as uncharacterized. Gene Ontology annotation, molecular function: clathrin binding. Gene Ontology annotation, cellular component: cytoplasm; vesicle; intracellular membrane-bounded organelle. The record is from RefSeq and is a predicted model, not a curated record. Lineage: Eukaryota; Viridiplantae; Streptophyta; Magnoliopsida; Arecales; Arecaceae. Gene Ontology annotation, biological process: clathrin-dependent endocytosis; clathrin coat disassembly.
AAAAAGAAAGCUGGCGCUGCUGGCUGCCCGGUGAGCACUGUUUCUUGUAGCCAAAGAACAACUCCGAUCUCUUUCUCUCUCUCUCUCAAAUUCACAGCACCAAAGAAGAGAGAAGAAAGCGAGAGAGGGGGGAAAACCUCGAACUUCUUAGCGGAGCUCUUUCUCUCCCAUGGACGAGCUGGCGCCCGCCCGCCUCGGCGGCCGCGCCUCCGCCGGCCGCUCCAAGAAGGCCGCCGGAGGCUUCAAGAAGGCCGCAAGCGGGGCGGCCGAGGCGGCCAAAUCGGCCUACGACGACGUGUUUGGCGGGCCGCCGCGGUACGCGGUGCCGUUCGCCGCCCGAUUGGACGACUACUCCGAGAUCUUCGCCGGCCUCGCCGACUCCUGCUCCAUCCCUGUGCUCGACCUCCCGCUGGCCAUGGGAAGCCUCGACGAUGCCCCGGUCGACGCCAGGGGGUCCAGCUUUGAUUAUGCUGAGAUUUUCAGGGGCUUCGAUGGUGGGGAGCUUGCGGUUCCCUAUCAAGAACUCUUCGCGGAGCCCAAAAAGGAGGAGAUUUCUUCUUCGAAUGAGUGGGAACAAAGAAGUACUGGAUUUGAUCCACAGGUGAAAGAAUUAUCUGAAUUUCCUCCAAAAUAUCCUAAUGGAGAUAAUGUGGCAUGCCCAGAAGAGGAUCAAUUCUCAUCCAACUCUAACCACUCGGAUGAUGGCUCAAAACAGUUCAACAUGUCAUAUAACAAGAUGAGCCGAGGAAACAUGGAGGAUGCAAUAAGUGAGAGAACACAUGUAACUCAACUUCAUGCUGUUCCUAGGUUUAAAAUUGUGGUCGAUGGUUGCGACCCCCUGCAGAAUAAUACAAGUGACAAUUCUCUUGACAUGGUGAAUGAUGAGAUGGCCAAUCUGGAUCAAGGAAGAAAAGUUCCACCAUCCUCUUCUGGUGACAGUACAAAGAGUGCGGGAAGUGACUUGAAAUCAGAUCAGAAAUUAUAUGCCACUAAAUUGUCUGCCUCACAAAAUGGUCAUGCAAAAGUGAAGCAGCAUUUGUGCUCUUCCAGUGAUCACUCAACAUCCAUGGAGGAUGUUUCUUCUGCGGGUGCUACAUAUUUAACUAUAUCUGACAUUAGUCUUCAGACAAAACCCCUGGAAGUCCCACCACCAUCAAGGACACCACCAUCAAGGCCACCACCUAAGUUAUUUAAUAAGCAGGGGCAUUCUGCAGUAAAGAUGUAUGCAAAUUCAAGAACUGAUCUAGAUGAAGUAAAACCAUGUAAACCUAUUUCAAAUCAUCAAACUCGCUAUGGUGUGGCCUCUUCAAAAAGCCAUGCACAUCAGGAGUCUGUGAAGGACCAUUCACCUUCUAUUUUUGAUGUGGAGGUAGAUGCUAGUUCAGCUGCUGCAGCUUCUGCUGUUGCUAUGAAAAAGGCAAUGGAACUAGCUCAAGCUAGAUUAAAAAGUGCAAAGGAGUCAAUGGGGAGGAAACAUGAUAAUCUUCAAAGCCGCAAGAAGUUGGGUCAGUAUGAAGCUAUAAAAUGUAUGGAAAGAAAGGUGGAAAAUGCUUCCCAGGAAGUAGAAAGCUUCGGCGAAAUGCAAACUCAGAAAACAGUGGUAAGGGAGGAUAAAAAGAUAAAUGGCGUUGGUUCAGAGGAAAGACAUGUAGUCAUAAGCGCAACCAAGAUAGCUUUGGGUUAUGAAGAGAAGGAAAGGCAUGUAGUAUCAGCUAAAGAGUCUCAACCAUCCAUGCAAGGGAAUGAAUUUAAAUCUUCUGCAGUGUCCCAGAAGUUGGAAAAUGAUUCUGGAAAGUGGAAAACAGAUAAAGAAUUCUAUGAGCUGAUAAAUGAUGAGAAGAAAGAUAAAAUGGCCAGGGAGACCUCCAAACAGUACAUUAUUGCGAAGAAUACAAAAGAAACCACAAUGAUUAGUGAGAACAAGGAAAAUAUCAAUAAAGAUGCUGGAUGGGCCUAUGAGUUUACAAGAAUCAGGAAGUUGGGGGAAGAUACUGGAAAUAAUGAAAGGGCAGAAAAUAUUAUGAAAUUGAAAGAUGGUAAAAUAACUUGCAGGGAGGGGGAAACCAAGGUGGUACGAGAUAUGAUCCCAGAAGCUUGUGUGCAUGAAGAAGAAAAAAGUAUGCUAGAAGAGGAUCAGGUUCCUGACCAAGAGGAAAAUGAGAACCUAGGGGAGGUUCAAGAGCCCAAUGUUCAUGAAGAAGAGGUAAAAAAGCAAUAUAUUAGUGAGAAGGCUGCUGCUUGUGGAGAGAGUGAAAAGGCAUCAAAACCUUCAGAUGCUGCUUGUAAGUUUGAGGGGAAUUAUGCCAGUGAAAAUGAAGAAAGAAAGUUGGAUGCUGCUAAAGAGGCUUGUAAAGGUGAAGACAAUGAGAAGAAAUUGAGUACAACUGUACCUUUCGAGCAUGAAGAUAAUUUGAAUGUGGACUGGCAAACAGUUAUUCAGGAUGAAAUUGAUAAGGAAAUUGAAGUCCCUCAUGGACAGGCAGCUAGUCAGUAUGAAGAUUCUGAAGAGGCAAGAAUUAAAGGAAAAGUUGAAUGCUGUCAUGGAGGAAAUGGACAUAGAUCAGAAGAAACCUGGGUGCGACUCGAGCAGGAAGAAAGUAAAAUAGUAAAUGCGACUCCAGAGGCAUGUUUGUGCAUGUGGGAAAGAGGGGAGAAAAUGGAAGCAGAUCAGGCAGCUGGUCAGUGUGAAGAUUCUGAAAAGGCAAGAUUUAAAGGAAAAGUUGAAUGCUGUUAUGCAGGAAAUGGAUAUAGAUCAGAAGUCACCUGGGUGCGACUUGAGCAGGAAGAAAGUAAAAAAGUAAAUGGGACUCACGAGGCAUGUUUCUGGGCAAAAAAUGAGUUAAAGCAAGUUGCUCCAGAAGCUGAUAAGCUGGAAGGGGGUUUGAAGAAACAUAAAACAGCAAUAGGGGCUAUGGGACAUGAAGAACAAGAGAAGAAAACAGGAUUGGCAAAGAAGGCUUGCUGGCAAAAUCGCAAGGAAAUGAAAACACCAGAUGCUCGGCCGGAAUUUAUCCAAAAUGACAAGAAACAAGAGGGAGAUCAAGCGCUGCUUCAGCUGGAAAAUGAGCAGGCUGUAUUUGAAAAUGGCCAAGUGGCGACAAGAAGCGAGGAUGUUAAAGAAGUUCGUGUCGCACCGGAUAUUAUGGAAGAAGUUAAAAAAUUGAAUGGAGCUCGAGAUGUCUUCCAGAGGGAUGUGGGCACGGUUAUGGAAGAUGUUCGGCAAGCUUCUUUUUUGGCUGAGAAAGGUAAUAUACCAAGUUCACCUCAAGUUGCUAUGGAGAGUAGUGCUUGGGCAUCCAAUGGAACUGGUGAAGAUGUUCGACAAGCUUCUUUGUUGUCCAAGAAAUGUGAAAUACCAAGUUCACCUCAAGAUGCAAUGGUGAGUAGCGUUUUGGCAUCCGAUAAUACGGCAAAUACUGCAAACAAUUUGCAUAAAACAGGAGAAAGGAAAAAUGGAAGAAGAAUAGAAAGAGAAACGGAUCGAGUGAAAGAGCAAGCAAGAAUAUUAGAAGAAGAGAGAGGGAGGGGGAGAGAGAGAAAAAAAAACAGAGUUGCUGUUGAAAGAGCUACCCGUGAAGCACAUGAAAAGGCAUUUGCUGAAGCCCGGGAAAGAGCAGAAAGGAUAGCAGUGGAGAGAGUUACUGCUGAAGCUAGACAAAGAGCACUAGCAGAGGCCCGAGAGAAAGCAGAAAAGGCUUCUCUUGAAGCUCAAGAAAGAUCACUAGCUGAGAAAGCUUUGAGAGAAGCUAGAUUGAGGGCGGAGCGAGCAACUGCAGAAGCUCCGGAGCGUGCCGUUGAAAGAGCACUUGCCGAACAAGCUGCUUCAGAAGCAAGAGCAUGCAUGGAGAGAUUUAAUGCCACUGCUAGCUACAAGAUGAGGAAAGAUAAUGUGGCAGAUGAUCAUCUGAAGGCCAGAAAUAAGGACAUGCAGGAUGUUGCACAUGGUGCACAAUUUCAGAGUACAAAUUCUUCUAGCACUUGCCAAAGAUAUUCAGAUUUUAGCAUGCAAGCUGAGGGUGAAUCAAAUUUAAGAUAUAAAGCGAGACUUGAGAGACAUCAACGGACAAUAGAACGUGCGGCAAAAGCUCUUGCAGAAAAGCAUAUGCAUGAUCUUCUUGCACAAAAAGAGCAGGCAGAAAGAAAUAGGUUAGCAGAGUAUUUGGAUAUUGAAGUCAAGAGAUGGUCAAACGGAAAAGAAGGAAAUUUGCGGGCUUUGCUGUCAACACUGCAAUAUAUCCUUGGGCCUGAGAGUGGUUGGCAGCCAAUUCCAUUGACAGAUGUUAUUACAGCUGCUGCUGUAAAGAAAGCUUACAGGAAGGCUACUCUUUGGGUUCAUCCAGAUAAAUUGCAGCAGAGGGGUGCUAGCAUUCAACAGAAGUACAUUUGUGAGAAGGUUUAUGACCUCCUUAAGGAAGCUUGGAAUAGAUUCACCUCAGAAGAGCGAUAGCAGAUGGAAUGAGAACUACAUACUUCAGAGUUCAAGCUUUUGCUGAUUGUGGAGUAAGAGGCAAUGUAAUUUUGGAUCCAACAAGUUUGAUAACAUUGCUCAAUUGUAGUCAUUCUUUUGAAUUUAUGUAAAGAUGCAGUUUCUAGAAGCAUAUUUUAGAAUGCUAGUCCUGCUCCAACGAGAUGUAACAGAUAGCCCAAGUGCUUUAAUUGCAAUGAAAUCCAUGGUGCAAGAAGUUUCAUCAUUUCU